CCUGCUGCGUCUGGAUGGAGGCUGAAGAGAUGCCAGUGAAUACCUCCUCCAUUAUCAUGGAGCUGGACAUGUGUGAGCCCUACACUGCGGCGUGGCUCUGGCUCUCCUGGCUGCAGCCCUUUUACCUGGGCCUGCUCUCAGCCAUAGGUCUUCUGGGGAACCUGCUGGUGCUUGUGGUCUUCUGCUUCCAGAGAAAGCCCUGCAGUGUGGCUGAUAUCUACCUGGGCAACCUGGCUCUUGCCGACCUGGUUCUCAUGACCUGCCUCCCCUUCUGGGCCCUCACCAUCUCUCGUGGUUACCAAUGGGACUUCGGCGAAUUCCUCUGCAAAAUCGUCAACGUUGCCAUCUUCAUGAACUACAUCUGCAGCAUCUUCUUCCUCACCCUGAUCUGCCUCGACCGCUACAUGGCCCUCGUCAAACCAAUGAGCAUAAGUCCAUUCAGAAGGCGUUCUUGGGCAAAACGAUUCUGCUUGAUCAUCUGGUUGCUCGGUUUUGUUUUCAGUCUACCUGUUCUUAUCUACCGGACUGUACGCUAUGAAGAAGAGGCUGGAGUUGAUGCAUGUAUUCUGGCCUACCCUGAACCGAAAUUGACUGUGUACCCAAACAUUGCUAGGAACAUCCUUUGCUUUGUUCUCCCAGUGCUGUUGAUGGUUUAUUGUACUAAACAUAUCGUUGCUUCUCUAAAAGAUGGAGGGAUGGUUGGUCCGCCCAGUCUGAGAUCGGAGAAGAAAGCCACAUAUCUGGUUCUGGCGGUGCUGGUGGUCUUCCUGGUCUGUUGGGGCCCGCACCAGCUCAUGAGCUUCCUGGACACUCUGGAUUAUUUUGGGUUGACCCCAAGUUGUCUUUGGGGUCACAUUUUGGACAUAGGCAUUCAGCUGUCGACAUAUCUGGCGUACAGUAACAGUGCGAUAAACCCCCUGCUCUUAGUGAUAGUGGGGAAAGACUUCAGGAAAAGGGCCCGGGAGGUGUGUGGGAGAAGGACAAAACGCAGAACCAAAGACUUUCCUGUACCGCACUGUGAGUUACUCCUCUGUGAAUAAGAUCAAUGGUG
Boleophthalmus pectinirostris (great blue-spotted mudskipper) is the source of this 1051-nucleotide messenger RNA. Its product is annotated as B2 bradykinin receptor-like. Gene Ontology annotation, cellular component: membrane. Gene Ontology annotation, molecular function: bradykinin receptor activity. Gene Ontology annotation, biological process: immune response; neutrophil chemotaxis; G protein-coupled receptor signaling pathway. Bases 15 to 1040 code for a protein of 341 amino acids. The record is from RefSeq and is a predicted model, not a curated record. Lineage: Eukaryota; Metazoa; Chordata; Actinopteri; Gobiiformes; Gobiidae. The transcript has 2 exons.